Molecule: messenger RNA, 2786 nt
Organism: Pleuronectes platessa (European plaice)
Lineage: Eukaryota; Metazoa; Chordata; Actinopteri; Pleuronectiformes; Pleuronectidae
Gene: mffb
Product: mitochondrial fission factor b
Exons: 7
Coding region: 162-1034 (290 amino acids)
Biological process (GO): positive regulation of mitochondrial fission
Cellular component (GO): mitochondrial outer membrane; peroxisome
Source: RefSeq, a predicted model, not a curated record
CAGACGGGGUGUGUGUUGGCAGAAGCUCCUCACUGGCCCUGAGCGGUGCGUGUUUCCGUGUCGCUCGUCCUACUUCCCGGUUAAUGCCGCUAAUUUUACAGAAUAAACGACCUUUUGACACAUGCCAUUUUAAACCCUGCUGUUAAAACCCUACCGGCUGGAUGAGUGUGCCAACCUUCGGCCCCCCCUCUGCAGAGGCGGCUGAGAUAAACCGCAUCCACUAUGAACUGGAGUACACAGAAGGCAUCAGCCAGCGCAUGCGGAUCCCUGACACGCUGAAGGUGGCCUCAGAGCACCAGAGAGGGUCCUUUCCGCUUGAGCCACCCAUGCUCACUCAAACAACCAUGAUGCAGGUUCCUGAGAGGAUUAUUGUUGCAGGUGACAAUGAUGACCCUCGAUAUUCUCGUCCAAGAGAUUUAGACCUGAUUCAGUCCAUCCCUCCUGUGGACCUCCUGAGCAUGAAGACCCCUCCGCGUGUCCUCACCCUCACAGAGCAGUCACUGGACUCUAUGGAGACCGAGCAAACUGCCUCCUCACAGAGCACUCCCAGCCAGACGUCACAGGGCCGCAUUCAUGCUCGUUCUCGAAGGGAACGUAGUGCGAGUGAGCACAUAUCUGGCCGCCAUAGCGUUCAGGCCAGCAGAAGUGAUAUAAGCAUCAGCCCGUCCCCCUCUGUUCCCCCAGUCCGCUUAUGUCCCCCCCUCUGUUCCCCCGAGGAUGCAAGCAUCAACCUGUUCACAGCUGCUGGGGUCCUGUCUUACAUCCAGUCAACAACACGCCGGGCGUACCAGCAGGUCCUUGAGGUCCUGGAUGACAGCCACCGCAGGACACACCUGGACUUGGCCCUGGAUAUAAACUCUGAUGAGUCUGGCUUAGUGGAUGCCUCCUCACUACGACGACAGAUUGUGAAGCUGAACCGGCGUCUGCAGCUUCUUGAGGAAGAAAACAAAGAGCGCUCCAAGCGAGAGGUGAUCCUCUACUCUGCUACUGUGGCGUUCUGGCUCAUAAACACCUGGAUCUGGUUCCGUCGCUGAGGUAGAACAAGGGUGAGCCUCCCAAAACACUGGAAGCCAUUAAAACAAGGGGGGCUCCUAGAAUUUAAAGGUAACCACAGGAAACUUUAUAAACAUUGGUAAUGUCCCAAACCACAACCCUGUAUGUUUGUAUAGCAAAAUCCAUGUUGAAAUUCCAGCUGAGCACUGACAAGAUAAAACCUGAGCCAGCACAUGUAACAAUGUUUACUAUAUCUACUCAAUGUUACAAAAUGUUACAAUGCUGGACUGUAUCUACCAACUGUUGCCACAGCACAGGGAACAAACUUUACUUUAAAGUGUAAAGUCUCUGUAUUUCACUCCCGUAUAAACUGGUAAACGACAAGUAAAACCCAGGACAAUGACACAACAACUGACAGUCUCCAAAAUGUUCGCAUCUGCUCUGAUGUAGUAAGAGAUACUUUGUUACAACACUGUUGUUUGCUGAAGAGAAUGUCAACCCCUGAAUAUGAAGAUGAUGAUCUGAACAUCUAUGAUGUUCACGCGUGUUUAAGAGAAACUAAAUGUCAGAAAUUAAAAACCUUUACCGAUUUAUUUGAGAUUUUGUGGAAAGUGAUGGGCAACAUCUCAACUUGAUAAACCCUUUAUACUGCAACCACAGGUGUUACAGUGAUGCUUAUGAUCUUUGUGAGAGUAGUAUGCACUCAGUAGAGAACAUACCUCUGCCAAGGCCCAACAAUCCCCUUGAAUUCAAGAUGCAACAAAUUGCACACACUCAUAGAUAUUAGUUUCCUAAAUAUGCUCCCAAAAAAUGUUCAUCAAGCUUCAUGAAUUAUUCUGAAACCAGUGAAAAUAUAUAUUAAAAAUCUCUAUCUCACACUUGUAAAAAAAAAGUGGGAAAAAUAUCCCUGGAUCUGCGUCACAUGUAAAAAGUUUUUCUGACAUUAUCCCAUCCCCCCCCCAUCAACUUUCACGCAAAUCCAUUCAGUAGUUUUUCUAUAAUCUUGUUAAAAAACAGACAAUCCAACCAAUCAGUUAACAAACAAACAGACAUGAGUCUUUUUAGGAUAAGAAGGAUUAGAUUGGAACAAGUAUUUUGGGAACCAAGCCCCGAGUUCACAUGACCAAACCUCACACGUGACCUGAAGUUCAUCAAUUUGGACAAAAAAGUUAUGAUUCUCAAAGUGUCAAAAUAAAAUGUCUAGAUCUAGAGGUGCCAUAACGUUGACCCUGAAUGCCCCAUGACCUUCUUGUUAUCCAAAACAUUUGUGUACAGUACUUGAAUAGCCUAAUGUUGCAACGUUGUAGUCUUGGAAAUCAUUAUUUAUUAUUCAUCUCUGUGGCCAUGCCAUGCCCAGAGAUUGUCAUCUGAGCUUUAUGAAGUGGCAGCAGAACUUCAGGGCAUGGUACUGGAGGUGGUAGUUAUCAGUGUAUUAAUUAUGUAUUUCCAUUCUGUUUAUAAAGUUUCGACUUUGUUUUUCCUUAGAAUUUGACCUCUCCUUGUUUUCCACUAAGUUACCUACAAGACUAAAAAAAACAAGAGCAUGGACUUUGUGGUUUUAUCAUCAUACAGUGUGAUGUAAAUCUUAGAGCUAAUGUAAGGUCAUGUGUAACAGACGAAUAUGUAUAUGAGAUAUUGAUGUCAUUAUUUUUGAAGAGCGUUGUGUUAUUUUUUUUCAUUUUCUGUACUUAUCACAAGAAGCUGGAGUUUUAAGUUAUUAUUGUUUACUUUCUUUGUAAUAUAAGAGCACAUUCAUUGUAAAUAUUUUUGCUGUAAUAAAUGAUGGAUGUUGA